Molecule: messenger RNA, 1021 nt
Organism: Ipomoea triloba (trilobed morning glory)
Lineage: Eukaryota; Viridiplantae; Streptophyta; Magnoliopsida; Solanales; Convolvulaceae
Exons: 1
Coding region: 77-694 (205 amino acids)
Source: RefSeq, a predicted model, not a curated record
CAUAUUACAGAUUUACAGUAUUCAUAGUAAGAUUGGUAAUAAGGAACCUGAAAGGGAGAAUUAAGGAAGGACAAUAAUGGAGUCGUAUUCUUCUUCUUCUUCCUCGUCGGUGUCGUGUCCGUUUGCGGUGUAUCAGGUGGAGGAAGGGAAGAGGGCGAAGGCGUUACCGUCGUACCAGUCAUCUCUGCAUGCAGUGCGUAGGGUUCCGAAGCCGAUGACGAAGAAGCCGAUAGCGCCAAUGCCGCCGACGCCGCCUAAGAUCUACAAGGUGGAGCCGCUGCACUUCAAGGAAACGGUGCAGAUGCUCACCACGGCGCCGGGGUUCCAGUCCUGCAGCAGCAGCAGGCGGUUGCAGGACGUGGCUCCGCCGCCGCUUGACCUCAAGCCGAAAUCCGCGCCGGAAAGUCAUGACGCCGCCGCCGCCGCUUCGGAGUGGCAAACGUUUCUCAGUCUCUCAGCCGGUGAUGACGCGCACGUUUCCGAUGUUUUCGGAAAUAUUAAUGAUCAGGCGGUUUUAAGCGGCGAAACGUCGACGCUGGAGAUAAUAAUGCCGCCGCAGCAUCCUCGUACUCCUGCUCCCAACGUUUGCGGCGGAUAUGCUAACAGCCCGCUAGGGGUUCCGCCGCUGUCUCCGUCGUCUCUUGCAUGGUGGGCGUCGAUUCUUCCGAGCCCCGGAACGCUGUCGUCCCUGUAAGCAGAUGUUGUAUGUUCUCUAUCUAAUAACCAAAAAAUUAAAGAAGCUGUGUAUGUCUUUCUUAACCUGCAAUAUUAUAUUGUUUUUGGAUGAAUUGAAGUUAGAGUUUGAACUGUAAUAUGAAAGUAUCUAGGUAGUAUAUAUGCUUAAAAGAUGUUAAUUAAUUAAAGAGAUGCAGUCCGUCGCAUUUAUCUUUGUUUCUAUGUAUGCGUUGGCCGCCAUGGAUGAUCAUCGUAUGUAUAGUACCUAGGUACGUAAUACUAACAGUGUAAUACUUUGCAUCUGUAUCUUCUUUUUCAUUAAUUAAUGGAAAUCUACGGUUUAAUC